AUAUGACAGGCUGAGGAGCUGAGGAGCACAUCAAGAAGUGUAACACAUCUUACCUAUGGCAACACAUCCAAUGAGAAUGGCUAAUACAACCAUGGUGUUAAUUCCCUCACAUUAUGCCAACAUAAACCAGGCAGACCAGGGGAUCCCUAGUACUGUUAUCCAACAAUCAGGGAUGGUACAAUAUGAAGGUCACCAGCUUGGAGGACCCAGCAACCAAUCUCAGCAGGACCCUCAGAUGGGAGCCAUGGAGAAAUUUCAUUGUGUAGAAACCAAGACUCUAGGGGCUGUCCAGAUCUUAAUUGGAUUGAUCCACAUUGGCUUUGGGGCUGUUGCCAUUUGUCUUUUUCAUCUCGGCUACCACCCUAUUGCUGCUACUGGAGGUUAUCCAUUCUGGGGUGGACUAUUUUUCAUUACUUCUGGAUCCCUGUCUGUGUCAACAGAGAAAUACCCAAAUGCCAGCAUGGUGAAAUGCUGUGUGGGAAUGAACAUCACAAGUGCUAUAAUUGCAUUAAUUGGCAUCAUUCUAUGUUUAACGGAACUGGUUAUAAAUAAACUUAAUCCGGCUUUUGGGGAAGAGAAUUUGCACCAUGUUACCAGCAGAAUAGGUACUGGUCUCUGUGUCCUGUUCUUCUUGUUCACCAUGCUGGAAUUCUGCAUCACUGUUUUGACAGCACAUUUUGGAUGCCGGGCAACCUGCUGUAACAAUGGGGUGACCAUGACUUUCAUGCAAUACACUGUCGUCAGAGGUGGUGCGAGUGCAACUGAAGGCAAUUCUGCUCCUCCAUCUGAUUACGCUGCACUUUCUCCCAGACAAGAGAUGUCUGGCUGCUGGGGUGGGCUGCAGAAUGCUUCCAGGCAUAAUCGCCAUUUCCUGGCUACAUCCAGCACUACUUUCAUUUUCUGUUUCUUCGUGAGGUUGAAGGCUGAGAAUCAGCUCAGGAGUGUAAUAUACCCCAAAACGACUCCAAGUGCGACGCUAAGUUACGAGUUUGCUUGCUUGCUUGUUUGUUGUGCAGACAGCUUAGGGAUGGCAACAGAUCCGGUGAAAAUGCCUAAUGGAAUUGUGGUGUUUAUUCCCUCGAAUCAUGCCAGCCUAAUCCAACCAGGCCAGGAUGUUGCUGGUGCUGUUAUGCAAUGUGUACAAUAUGGAAACCUCAGCAAUCCACCUCAGCAGACCUCUCGGAACAGGGCACUGGCAAAGUGCCUCAAAGUAGAGGCCAAGACUCUGGGGGCCAUCCAGAUCAUAAUUGGAUUGAUACACAUUGGUUUUGGGGCUGUCCCAGGCAUUCUUCUUGCACUGGAGUAUAUGCCUGUCGCCACUGUUAGAGGUUAUCCAUUCUGGGGUGGAAUAUUUUUCAUUGUUUCUGGGUCUGUGACUGUGGCAGCUGAGAAACAUGUGAAUGGCUGCUUGAUGAAAUGCAGCGUGGGACUGAACAUCACAAGUGCUAUAAUGGCAUUGUCUGGCAUCAUUCUAUACAUAGUAGAACUGGUUUUAAAUCGUAGAGGUGGAUUUAGUGUUUAUUCUCCACAUGAAGCUUCUAAAUUGAGAUAUUUUGAGGCACAGUCUACAGGUGUUGCUCUGGCUGUGCUCCUCCUCUUGUUCAGCUUGAUGGAAUUCUGCAUCACCGUUAUGAUAGCUCAUUUUGGGUGCCAGGCAAACUGCUGUACCAAUGACACAGCCAUAGCUUAUCUGCCUUGCGCUGUCACUGGGGAGAGUGUGGCUCUCACUGAAAACAAUCCUGCUCCUUCAGCCUACAAUCCUGCUCCUUCAGCCUACAAUCCUGCUCCUUCAGCCUACAAUCCAGCCUACAGUAAUGUGGUGGUUUCUCCCCAGUCAGAGAUUUAAUUAAGAACAAAAAAGAAAAUAUGGGAGAUAUAACACCAGCUAUCUCAGCAAUCCUGCAAUCUCAUACAAGAUAGUACUGAUUUCUUUCAGAUUUGCAAAUAUAUCCAACCUUCAAUGCUAUGUGCUUGCGCUGCAACUUUAAGUAAUAAAUUAGAUAAAUCAGUUUUAGAAGUGAUUAAGAUGGGGUGGAAGCAUUUUCCACAAAUGUAUUUAGGACUGAACCCAAGCCUUCCAGAAUCCAGACUGACUGCGUUUUCUGUAACUCUCCCUUUUCCCAUUCCCGCACUUCUCAAACACGGGGCUGCAGAAGAGUAAGAACAUAAGAGCCUGCUGGAUCAGGCCAGUGGCCCAUCUAGUCCAGCAUCCUGUUCUCACAGUGGCCAACCAGGUGCCUGGGGGAAGCCCGCAAGCAGGACCCGAGUGCAAGAACACUCUCCCCUCCUGAGGCUUCCGGCAACUGGUUUUCAGAAGCAUGCUGCCUCUGACUAGGGUGGCACAGCACAGCCAUCACGGCUAGUAGCCAUUGAUAGCCCUGUCCUCCAUGAAUUUGUCUAAUCUUUUAAAGCCGUCCAAGCUGGUGGCCAUUACUGCAUCUUGUGGGAGCAAAUUCCAUAGUUUAACUAUGCGCUGAGUAAAGAAGUACUUCCUUUUGUCUGUCCUGAAUCCUCCAACAUUCAGCUUCUUUGAAUGUCCACGAGUUCUAGUAUUAUGAGAGAGGGAGAAGAACUUUUCUCUAUCCACUUUCUCAAUGCCAUGCAUAAUUUUAUACACUUCUAUCAUGUCUCCUCUGACCCGCCUUUUCUCUAAACUAAAAAGCCCCAAAUGCUGCAACCUUUCCUCGUAAGGGAGUCGCUCCAUCCCCUUGAUCAUUCUGGUUGCCCUCUUCUGAACCUUUUCCAACUCUAGAAUAUCCUUUUUGAGAUGAGGCGACCAGAACUGUACACAGUAUUCCAAAUGCGGCCGCACCAUAGAUU
Messenger RNA from Rhineura floridana, 2820 nucleotides. RefSeq lists its product as uncharacterized. The record is from RefSeq and is a predicted model, not a curated record. Gene Ontology annotation, cellular component: plasma membrane. The transcript is spliced from 14 exons. Gene Ontology annotation, biological process: cell surface receptor signaling pathway. Bases 56 to 1846 code for a protein of 596 amino acids. NCBI's taxonomy places the organism in Eukaryota, Metazoa, Chordata, Lepidosauria, Squamata, Rhineuridae.